Molecule: messenger RNA, 1162 nt
Organism: Erpetoichthys calabaricus (reedfish)
Lineage: Eukaryota; Metazoa; Chordata; Cladistia; Polypteriformes; Polypteridae
Exons: 4
Coding region: 257-1162 (301 amino acids)
Source: RefSeq, a predicted model, not a curated record
CUUGCAUUCUUUAUAUUCUGGACUGAUUUAUGGUGGUGUGUGAAGUUGCUAGGUAAGCAAAUUUGAUUAUUUCAACUGUACAAAUGAAAUCAUGUUUAACUAAUAUAAUUUACUGUAUAUAUUAAUCAUAUGUAUUAUUAUUGUUACUUAUAUUUGAUUAGUAAUUGUAAGCAUGCAUGCAUGUUGUAAGUGCAUUUAUCAAGGACUUUUAUAAAUGUUUUAAAAAAAUCUUUGUUUUUAGUAAUUUUUGUAGGCUAUGUAUCACAUUGUGAAUUUUUCGGAAUGCAAUGAAGUUGAGUUGGUGCCAUCCAAUUGGGUAUCCAAUGGAGUGUGUGCUUGGCCACCAUAUAAAACUGGAGAUAUCCAUAAGGCUAUAAUAAAUAAAGAGCAGCCGAAAGAAAACUGGAAAUCAUUUAAGGUUGAAGUUAUGUACACGACAGAUAAUUACAGAACUGCAAGACUGAAGCUUCCAGUUGCCGAAAGACACUCAGAUUUGCAGACAGCAGAAGAUGAAGAAGACGAUGAAAUUCCAAAAAGGACAAAAAGAAGGAAAAUAGCAAACACAAGAUUUGACAGUGAUAGCGACGGUGAUGUCUGUAGCAAACCCAAAAGCCAUCUACCUCCACCACCCAAGAUAACCCUUCCUCAAAAAUUUUCAAAAUCAACCACCAAGAUAUCUGCUGACCUUGGAGAACUUGGACGAAAUGCAAAAUCAAUGUGCAGGAUGCAUCAACCUGACAGUGUUCAGCUACAUUCUGAAUGUAGGUCCACUGAAUGUGGAAGAUGCACUCAAGAAAUGAAAAGCCUGAGAAAUUAUUACAAAAAUCAAAGUGCAUCUACAGUGGAAGAGCACCUAACCCCAGAGUGUGUGGAAAUUACAAAUACUGCAUUUAGACACUGGUCUACCUCACAACAAAAUGAUGGACCAAAUCAAGACAUUAAUGGCCCCAUUCUUCGAAACAUUCUGGUUAAGCAGGAAAUGAUGAUGGAGCAAGUCAAAGUGAUUUUAAAAACCGUACAAGACCUACAUGAGAAAUGCUGUAGUGACAGUGGUUCAGAUCCAGUGCUGGAAAAAGACAUUCUUCCACUUCAAGAUCUCACAUCCAUGCAACAGCUUGAAAGUGACCUAGCGGUUGGUGGAGAUUUAAAAAAAAAAAACUAG